Pogoniulus pusillus (Red-fronted tinkerbird) is the source of this 2045-nucleotide messenger RNA. RefSeq names its product glutamyl-tRNA synthetase 2, mitochondrial (gene EARS2). Gene Ontology annotation, biological process: glutamyl-tRNA aminoacylation. Lineage: Eukaryota; Metazoa; Chordata; Aves; Piciformes; Lybiidae. The transcript has 10 exons. Gene Ontology annotation, cellular component: mitochondrion. Gene Ontology annotation, molecular function: tRNA binding; ATP binding; zinc ion binding. The record is from RefSeq and is a predicted model, not a curated record. Bases 326 to 1618 code for a protein of 430 amino acids.
CGGGCGCUCCGGGGCCUGGGGCCGGAGCGGGGCCAGAGGGGGCCGCGGGUGCGCUUCGGGCCCAGCCCCACAGGUUAUUUCAGGAGCACGUCUUGGAAGCGACUAUCAGUAACCAGUCCCGUAGCAAGGUGCACAAAGGCAGCUCCGCUCCUCCCCUCAGCUUUUGAUACCGGUUUUCCUUACAGGGUUCCUGCACUUGGGUGGCCUUCGGACUGCUCUGUACAAUUAUAUUUUUGCCAAAAAACACCAAGGGACCUUUAUUUUGAGAGUGGAGGACACAGACCAGAACCGGGUGGUGCCUGGAGCCGCAGAAGGAAUAGAAGAUAUGCUGGAUUGGGCAGGCAUCCCCCCUGAUGAGAGCCCUCGCCGUGGUGGUGCCUUUGGGCCCUACCAGCAGUCGCAGCGACUGGAGCUGUACCAGAGUGCCAGCAGCACGCUCCUGGAAAGCGGAGCUGCCUACCGCUGCUUCUGCACCCCGCAGCGGCUGGAGCUGCUCAGGAAGGAGGCUCUGCGCAGGCACCAGACCCCAAGGUAUGACAACCGGUGUCGGCACCUGACGCCCACGGAGGUGGCUGAGAAGCUGUCGCAGGGCCUUGCCUGGGUCGUCCGCUUCCGACUGGAGCAAGGGGUAGAACCCUUCCAGGACCUGGUCUAUGGCUGGAACAGGCACGAAGUAGCAGAGGUGGAAGGGGACCCGGUGAUUCUCAAGGGGGAUGGCUUCCCCACUUACCACCUGGCAAACGUGGUGGACGAUCAUUACAUGGGCAUCAGCCACGUCCUGCGUGGAGUCGAGUGGCUGACGUCCACAGCCAAGCACCUGCUUCUCUACAAAGCCUUUGGCUGGGAUCCCCCCCAGUUUGGUCACCUCCCGCUGCUGCUGAACAAAGAUGGUUCCAAGCUGUCCAAGAGGCAGGGGGACAUCUUUCUGGAGAGCUUUGCUCAGGAUGGCUACCUGCCAGAGGCCCUCCUGGACAUCGUCACCAACUGUGGCUCUGGAUUCACAGAGAAACGGAUGGGGAGGACUCUGGAGGAGCUCAUCUCACAGUUUGAUGUUGGCAGAAUCACAACCCACUCUGCCCUGCUGGACCUUGAAAGCCUCCUCGAGUUCAACAGGAUCCACCUCACGCGUCACAUAGAGAACGAGGAGCUGAGGCAGAAGCUCAUCAGAGAGCUGCAGUUGCUGGUGGAGCAGGUCUAUGGGGAUCAGCAGGUGGAGCAAGAGGUUCUGCAGAAGCAGUACAUGGAGCGAGUCCUCCUGCUGAGAAAAGGUCACAUAACUCUCCUGAAGAACCUGGUGGCCUGUGAUUAUUCUUACCUCUGGGUCAGGCCAUCGGUGUCCCGAGAGCAGCUGCAAACUAUUUCUGCAGAAGCAGAAGAAAUAGGGAAGCUGGUCCUGGGGCUCAUGGCAAGUCAGGCAGUGGCUUUGACCGUGGAGGAGCUGAACAAAGACCUGAGAAGCCUCCAGAAGCAAACCAAAGAGACCAAGUACAGCAGCAUGAUGCAGCUCCUUCGCCUGGCUCUCAGUGGGCAGCAGCAUGGCCCCAGCGUUGCAGAGAUGAUGGUGACCCUGGGACCCAAGGAAGUGAGUGGGCGAAUCCACAGAGCUCUGUCCAGCUAACCUGGGACGGGAGUGACACCAACUGCCAGCCCACGGCCUCGGAUGGUGCAGGCGGCUCCUGGCAGUCCUGACCCUGCACUGCUUGGUCUCAAUGUGGUUAUCUUUGAUCAGACAAGCUGGACUUUAGACCAGGCAGGUGCCACUGUGAUCCUUCCAGGUCUGUCUGCAUCUGCACUGAGCAGAAGCCACUUUGUCCUGGAGAAGAACCAACCACAGGCUGAGGUCCCUCCAUCUCCCUUCAUCGCCUGCAAGCAACCUGGUUUCCAUCCUGGGAGAAAGAGACUUUUGGCAGUGUUCAAAUCCAGAGCACGUGGAUGGGAAGUGGAAUGCUGGCACCAGUGUGGUGCUGUGCCUGCUAACCACUAGAUUGAGGAGAUUUUGCUCCUUUUUGGACAAUUCCCUUGUAGUUAUUAAAUUGCCAUGCUGA